Molecule: messenger RNA, 1845 nt
Organism: Scheffersomyces coipomensis
Lineage: Eukaryota; Fungi; Ascomycota; Pichiomycetes; Serinales; Debaryomycetaceae
Gene: CTM1
Product: cytochrome c lysine N-methyltransferase
Exons: 1
Coding region: 1-1845 (614 amino acids)
Biological process (GO): peptidyl-lysine monomethylation
Molecular function (GO): protein-lysine N-methyltransferase activity
Source: RefSeq, a predicted model, not a curated record
AUGUCAAUCAUAGGGGAAAGAAUCACCAUCCCUGGUGUUUAUAAUAAUCAAAGAUUAGUUGACUGGAUCGAAGAUAAUAAAAUUACAUAUCAUCCCCAAUUAUCCAUUAAUAAAAGUAAAUUAGGAGGAAUUGGAUUAUUUUUCAACAAUGAUGUGAAAGAAGAACUAGAAAAAGAAGAAGAUUUGAUUAUUUUAACCAUACCAGAAUCAUGUACUUUUGAUUAUAUGAAUCUAUUAGAAGUUUUAAAAGAGAUUAAAAUUCGGGAUCAAACAUUUCCAGAUAUUGAAAUCAAAGAAGGUGAAUUAAUAGUUAACCUAUUAGAGAUCAUUGAACCUACUAAAGAAACUGAAAUCUUAAUAUGUUAUUUUGUUUCCAUGAAAAUUUUAAAAGAAAUUCAAAAUGUUAAUAGUAUUUAUUAUAAACAAUCUCCAUUAAGAAAAUUUGAUAUUUAUCUUGAUAUUUUAUUAAAUACAAAGAUAUUAACCUAUCCUAAAAUUGAUAAGAAUGAUAAAGUACUUGAAUCAAUCAUUAAUAUGGAUUCAUUUAUUAAAAAUCAUAUUCAAAGAUGUCAAUAUUUAAAAUUUGAUUAUGAUUCUUAUGUGGGAGAAUUAAAUGUCUUAUAUGAUCAUGAUAUAAAUUUCGAAGAAUAUAUUAUCCCAUUUGAAACCUAUUAUCAAAUAGUUCAAGCCGUUCGUUCGAGAAGUUUAGAAAUCCCUCAUGAACAUCAAGAAAUCAUUGAACAAGUUCAAGCCAUUGAAAAAGAUGUGAGUCAAUUAAAUGAACAAAGUGAACUUAAUGGGAAUGUUACUUUAGAAGAUUUAGUUAAUGGAUUACAUGUUGAUGAUAAAGAGGAAAGUUCAAAUAAUGGAGAAGCAGUAGAGUCAUCGGCGGAUGAUUAUUAUACUAAUGUUACGUUAGUACCCAUAUUAGAUUUUGCCAAUCAUACUCAUCAUAAUAACUCUUAUUUUGAUAUAGAUAGAAGUAAUAAGGAUAUUGUUUUGAAAUUAAAAAGAGAAGCUUUAAAUAAAUGGAAACAAACUAAUGAAAAACGAUUUGAAAUCACGAUUAAUUAUUCUCCUAUUGAAAGUAUUCAAAAUUUCAUAACUACUUAUGGAUUUAUACCGAUAGAGAAGGACCCACAGGAUAAGUAUUUUCAAUUAUAUGAAUUACAAUUAAUCAAUUCAAAUAAAUAUUAUCCCCAUAUAACAGAAAUGUUUAAAUGGUUAAGAAUCUUACCUCAAAUUCAAAUUGUUUUCAAUCAAGAUGAAGUUUAUUUUAAUUUUAAUGAUAAUAAACUUCCGAUUGUAUUUGCAAAGGGGAUUUCAUAUAAUCUGGAAUGGAGAAAAGAUGCCAUUCCCAAAUUCAAAUUAUUUAAUGAUAUUCCCAUUGAUUAUGAUAUUGAUGAUGAUAAGAUCUUACGAAUUUUAAAUCAACAAGAAACUGAAUUUGAUGUUAUAAAUGGAAUUGAACCGAUAGGAAUCAAAUAUCAAGGUAAGAUUAUUGAAGAUGUGAAUGAAGUAUUUGAAAAGGUGAAUGACGAUAAGGAAGUCUAUGAUCAAUUAAUCUUAAAUUCGAUUGAAUUUAUCAUCUAUCAUGUAAAUGAUAAAUUGAAAGUCUUAAAGGAGAAUAUUGAUACUUUAGUGCAAAGUCAAUAUGAUAGGGAUUCGAAUGAUUCAUUUAAUCAAAUGAUGAUUAAUUAUUUUAAUUUACAAAUUAAGAUAUUUAAUAUUGCCAUUAGUAAGUUUAAGAAGGAUCCACAUUCAUUGAUUUUACCGGAUGAGUUAGUGAAUCAUGAAUGGGAAACUAAUUAUAGAUCUUUACCUAAAGAGUUAAUCUUAGAUUGA